AUGUAUUUAAGUAUCAUUAUCUUACCUUUAUUAGGGUCUAUAGUUGCUGGCUUUUUUGGUAGAAAAGUUGGAGUUAGCGGUGCACAAUUAAUUACCUGUUUAAGUGUAAUAAUCACUACAGGUUUAGCUAUAUUAGCUUUUUUCGAGGUUGGUUUUAAUAAUAUCCCUGUGACUAUAAAUUUAUUUAGAUGAAUAGAUAGUGAGUGAUAUAACAUUCUUUGAGGUUUUCAAUUUGAUAGUUUAACAGUGGCAAUGUUAAUACCUGUAUUAAUAAUAAGUUCUUUAGUUCACAUAUAUUCAAUUUCGUACAUGAGCCAUGAUCCUCGGGGUCGCGUUAGGGGAAAACGCGUCUAUGGGGAUAAACUGUCAAAUUCCGGGGAAGUCCUAAAGCUUAAGGUACCAAGCUGUAGUUGAAAAACUAUGAGUGGCUGAAGUAAUUACUCAGGUACGGUAACAAGCCUUAAGAUGAGUGAAAACAAAAUGGAUAAUCGCGGAUCUAAGUCAGUAGUAAUCGAUAGUAAUUCUACUGUAAAAGAGCAACGAGUAGACGGCAGUUGAUCCAUAAAGUCACAUUUAAUGGAUUUAAGAUGUACUCUAAGGGGUUUCGAAAGAAACAGAGGUAUAAAACUCGGUUUCAACCUGCAACAAGGUUGAAACUCUGCUAAAAUCCCAUCUAAGCAAUUCGAUUUUAAAAAAAAAUUUUCUACCUAUAAUUCCACUCUACGAGUAAAUCCUUGAGUCUGAUCUGGUUUAAUAGAUGGUGAGGGUUCAUUUAACAUAAUAGUGGAUAGAAAUAAAAGUCGUAAAUUAGGUUGACGUGCUCAAUUGAAAUUUCAAUUAAGUCUACACACAAAAGAUCUUAACUUAUUAUAUCUAUUACAACAAUACUUGGGUGGUAUUGGUUCUAUUCAUUUAGCUCGAAACCGAGAUAUAGUUAAUUAUUCAAUAGAUUCAAUUGAAGAUUUAAAUAAACUUAUUAUUCAUUUAGAAAAUUAUCCGUUAUUAACUCAAAAAGCCGCGGAUUUUUUUUUAUUUAAACAAGCGGUAAAACUUGUAAAUAAUAAAGCUCAUCUUACUGUUGAAGGUUUAAAUCAAAUAGUAAAUAUAAAAGCAUCAAUGAAUUUAGGUUUAUCUGACACGUUAAAAUCAGAGUUUGCUGGAUAUACUCCAGUUGAAAGACCUGUAAUAAAUUGUGAUAAUGUAUUUUUAGACCCUUAUUGAAUUUCAGGAUUUGUAAGUGCUGAGGGAAACUUUGAUGUUCGUAUGCCAUCAACCAAUAGUAAAUUAGGUUAUCGAGUACAAUUGAGAUUUAGAAUAUCCACUCUACGAGUGGAUAUUAGAUUAAUGGAGAAAAUAGUUGAAUACUUUGGGUCAGGAAAGAUUUACAAAUAUGGUGGUAAGUCUGCUGUUAGUUUAACAAUAGUUGACUUUACUGAUAUUACCAAUAUAUUGGUUCCAUUUUUUAAUAAAUACCCUAUAAUUGGUAUAAAACUCUAUGAUUAUCUUGAUUGAUGUAAAAUUCAUAGUUUAAUGAUUAAUCGUUCUCAUCUGACGGUUGAGGGUAUAAAUUCAAUUUCCCUCCUCCUUGGAAGGAGGAGGUAG
Molecule: messenger RNA, 1602 nt
Organism: Neurospora crassa OR74A
Lineage: Eukaryota; Fungi; Ascomycota; Sordariomycetes; Sordariales; Sordariaceae
Source: the annotation of a RefSeq genome assembly